Molecule: messenger RNA, 2775 nt
Organism: Achroia grisella
Lineage: Eukaryota; Metazoa; Arthropoda; Insecta; Lepidoptera; Pyralidae
Product: elongation factor 1-alpha 2-like
Exons: 11
Coding region: 146-1534 (462 amino acids)
Biological process (GO): translation; translational elongation
Molecular function (GO): GTPase activity; GTP binding; translation elongation factor activity
Source: RefSeq, a predicted model, not a curated record
GAAGGUAUUCGAUUUUAUUGAUUGUGUUUCCCGGGUGAAGUUUCUAGGGCGCAUGCUCGCAAGAAAAUCGCUCGGAAAAUUCUUGACUGCGGCUGCCAGGGGAUUGCACGGAUAAAAUCGUGUUCUUGAUACCUCAAAGGUCAGCAUGGGUAAGGAGAAGACUCAUAUCAAUAUCGUGGUGAUCGGCCAUGUGGACUCUGGCAAGUCCACUACCACUGGCCAUCUCAUCUAUAAAUGCGGUGGCAUCGAUAAGAGAACUAUCGAAAAAUUCGAGAAAGAGGCCCAAGAAAUGGGUAAAGGAUCCUUUAAGUACGCUUGGGUAUUGGACAAACUGAAAGCAGAGCGUGAACGUGGCAUUACCAUCGACAUCGCACUAUGGAAGUUUGAGACGGCCAAGUAUUACGUGACCAUCAUCGAUGCGCCGGGACAUAGGGACUUCAUCAAGAACAUGAUCACCGGCACAUCCCAGGCCGACUGUGCAGUGCUGAUCGUAGCUGCUGGUACUGGUGAGUUUGAAGCCGGUAUCAGCAAGAAUGGGCAAACGCGUGAACACGCACUGCUGGCGUUCACGCUCGGCGUAAAACAGCUAAUUGUUGGCGUGAACAAAAUGGACUCCACUGAACCGCCAUACCAUGAGGCGCGAUAUGAAGAGAUUAAGAAAGAGGUGUCUUCCUACAUCAAGAAAAUUGGCUACAAUCCGGCAACGGUGGCAUUCGUGCCAAUCUCAGGCUGGCACGGUGACAACAUGCUGGAGCCCUCCGACAAAAUGCCCUGGUUCAAGGGCUGGACCAUUGACCGGAAGGAGGGCAAGGUCGAAGGGAAAACGCUCAUUGAGGCGCUGGAUGCAAUCCAGCCCCCGUCGCGUCCCACGGAGAAACCAUUACGGCUCCCGCUGCAGGACGUGUACAAGAUCGGCGGCAUCGGCACCGUGCCUGUGGGCCGCGUCGAGACCGGCAUACUGAAGCCUGGUAUGGUGGUGGUGUUCGCUCCGGCGGCCAUCACCACUGAGGUGAAGUCUGUAGAGAUGCACCACGAGGCACUGCAAGAAGCAAUGCCCGGCGACAAUGUCGGCUUCAACGUCAAGAACGUAUCCGUCAAGGAGUUGCGACGCGGGUAUGUGGCCGGUGACUCUAAGAACGCUCCGCCCAAAGGUGCCUCAGACUUCACCGCUCAGGUGAUUGUACUGAACCACCCGGGGCAGAUUAGUAACGGAUACACGCCCGUCCUGGACUGUCACACCGCUCACAUUGCAUGCAAGUUUGCCGAGAUCAAGGAGAAGUGCGAUCGUCGUACCGGUAAAACAACGGAAGUGGACCCGAAGUCGAUAAAGUCUGGUGACGCAGCGAUUGUGAUGCUGGUACCGACGAAAGCCCUCUGCGUGGAGUCGUUCCAAGAGUUUCCGCCGCUCGGCCGCUUCGCCGUGCGUGACAUGCGCCAGACUGUCGCCGUCGGUGUCAUUAAGAGCGUAACAUUCAAAGAGGUUACUACGGGAAAAAUUACCAAGGCCGCUGAGAAGGCCCAAAAGAAGAAAUAACUAUGGGGCACAUUAAACAAAGUUUUGCAGUCGGCAACCAUCAUUUGCUUAGUUGCGCCGUUUUCUCUACCACUGUCCCAGUUACCCACGUCACCUUUUUCCCAUCUCCCACAACGUAUCCCCCCAUGCAUAAGUCUCUGUUGCUUCGCCUGUAUAAAUGAAAUACAGGUAACAGUGGCACAGCUAAGAAGACAACUGGCAGACGAUGGUUGCUCUGCAUUAAACUUUACAAACUUGUACCCAUUGUCGCUGUUGAGUCGUAGCCGCGGACCGCCCCCCCUAGCCCCCCACAAUCGGAGCUUCUUCACUGGUAACAUCACGCUCAUCCUCGACGUUAUAUUAUGCAUUUAUCAUUACACAUUAUUUUUAAUGUUAGUUCGUUUCAGUUACGCUUACGUGUUAAGUUUAUGUAUUUGUGAUUAUUUUAGUAAUAAGUUACUUGACAAGUUUGAGUUUCCGUAUUUAAAAGCACGUUAUGUUUUAUUUUUCCAUCGCAAGGAGUUUAGGAGGAAAAAUAAAAAGAAAUUUGUUGAUCAUGUCAACAUUUCUAAUGCACACGACUUACUCAAUGUUGCUCUGUACAAAUUUGAUUUAGAUAUUAUAAACGUAAUGUAUGUCUUUUCCAAUUGUUUAUAUUUUAUAACUUGGUUUCAUACUAAGUGCAGUAAUGUAUUUCGUAAUAUUUGUAACACAAGUUCGAAUAUUAGGACUUUAGAAUUUCUUAAUAUUGUUUUCCCUAUAACUUGACCGUGACUGAUAUAUUGAUAUUUUCUAACUACUGAUGUUCACCGGUUUUAAACUAUAAAAAUAAUAGUGUUAAAGAUAUCUUUUUCAAUAAAAAGUUCAGUAUUUUUAUGUGGUCAAAGUUAUUAAUAUAAGGAAAACAUCAGAGUGUAGAAAAUGAGGGUAGUUGGUUGAAAACUAACGCCUUGUAGUUGAAUUUAGCAGUAUGUCGAAAGCGUUUAAAACGUUUUGAUAGAAAUUUGAACUUUAUAUGACGUAGAUAGCAUAUUUCUGUUGCGGUGUACAUUAAUUACAGUUGGAAUUUAGUUGAUCAGUUUUAUUAAAUAUAUAUAUAUACUAAAGUGUAAGUUUUGAUUUUUAACUUAAAUGUAACCAUGACAGUAACACUUUAAAUUAUGAAGUACAGAAAACUGAACUCAAGACUCAUUUUAAGCUAAAUAUAACUGUAAUUUUUCAAUAAUUUUGUAAAAUCCUUAUCCUGAUAAAACCAAUAAAGA